AUGGACGCUCUGCUCGUGACCUUCCUCGUCGUCCCCGUGGCGGUGGCGCUCCUCGGGGCCGGGUCCGCGUCCGCCGCGCCGCCGCGCGCCUUCUUCGUGUUCGGGGACUCCCUCGUCGACAACGGCAACAACAACUACCUGAUGACCACGGCGCGCGCCGACGCGCCGCCCUACGGGAUCGACUUCCCCACGCACAUGCCCACGGGGAGGUUCUCCAACGGGCUCAACAUCCCGGACAUCAUCAGCGAGCACCUCGGCUCCCAGCCCGCGCUGCCGUACCUCAGCCCCGACCUCAGCGGCGACCAGCUGCUCGUCGGCGCCAACUUCGCCUCCGCCGGCGUCGGCAUCCUCAACGACACCGGCAUACAAUUCGUGAACAUCAUCAGGAUCGGGCAGCAGCUGCAGAACUUCCAGGACUACCAGCAGAGUCUGGCCGAGUUCGUCGGCGAGGACGCGGCGAGGCAGGUCGUCAACAAUGCGCUCGUGCUCAUCACGCUCGGCGGGAACGACUUCGUCAACAACUACUACCUGGUGCCCUUCUCCGUCCGGUCUCGCCAGUUUGCCAUCCAAGACUACGUCCCCUACCUCAUCUCCGAGUACAGGAAAAUCCUCACGCGGCUGUAUGAGCUCGGGGCGCGGCUCGUGGUGGUGACGGGCACGGGGAUGAUCGGGUGCGUGCCGGCGGAGCUGGCCAUGCACAGCAUCGACGGCGAGUGCGCGCGCGACCUCACGGAGGCGGCCGACCUCUUCAACCCGCAGCUGGUGCAGAUGCUCUCCGAGCUCAACGCCGACAUCGGCGGCGACGUCUUCAUCGCCGCCAACACCAACCGGGUCAGCUUCGACUUCAUGUUCAACCCGCAGGACUACGGGUUCGUGACGUCCAAGGUGGCGUGCUGCGGGCAGGGCCCGUACAACGGGAUCGGGCUGUGCACGCCGGCGUCCAACGUGUGCCCCAACCGGGACGUGUACGCGUACUGGGACGCGUUCCACCCCACGGAGCGCGCCAACCGGAUCAUCGUCGGCCAGUUCAUGCACGGCUCCACCGACCACAUCAGCCCCAUGAACAUCAGCACCAUCCUCGCCAUGGACAACAGGGGCUAG
Messenger RNA from Miscanthus lutarioriparius, 1101 nucleotides. The record is from the annotation of a GenBank genome assembly. Lineage: Eukaryota; Viridiplantae; Streptophyta; Magnoliopsida; Poales; Poaceae.